Molecule: messenger RNA, 1227 nt
Organism: Symbiodinium sp. CCMP2592
Lineage: Eukaryota; Dinophyceae; Suessiales; Symbiodiniaceae
Source: the annotation of a GenBank genome assembly
AUGGUCGUCUUCUACGUGGUCCUCGUGGUCUGGUACAACGUGGACGUCCACAUCUUGCUGUUACUCAACGAUGGGGAUGACUUGCACAAUGACGACCACCACUACCUCAUCCUCUACCACGACCUUGUCCUCUACUUGGCCCGUGGUCCCCAACUUUGGCCUCUUCCCGGAUGUCCGCCCGAUCUCAGCGAAUGGAUCAUCGCCGCCCUUUGUCCCGGAGUGCCACAAGCAAUGAUCACCAGACUGGAAGGCUUACUUCGCGCCUUGGAGCGUAUGCAAAUAGAAGGCCAGGGACCUGAAGGCAGAUGGUCGAUCAGUUGCUUGCACUCACGCCUUGUGGAUGGGAUCGAAGCUUUAGAUGCUCUUCAUGCCGUGAUCUCCAGAAGAUUCAUCCCGCAAGGAUACUUACCGGUGAGAAGGAUCCCCAGAGCUGAGAUGGACCAAUGGAGAUUAUUCAAUUGGGGGAGAAACUAUGCAGACCUGUUCCUCAACACGUUGGAAGCAAACCUCAAUGUCCGGUUGCAACCUGCCGAUGUUCAACCUUCACCUUCUGACAAGCCAACCCUCUUCCUCUACGACAGCUGUCAGCUCGGCCAGUGGAACGCGGAGGAGAGCUACCCGUCGUCGCGAUCGUCGUACAAGAUCGCGAAGCCCCUCUGGGACGAGUUUGUAUGUGCCAACAAUGGUGAACUUCGUGGCUUCUGGAGAGAGCCGGAGCCGUCUGAGGAGGAUGUCGAGGCAAGUGGCAGCAAUGAAGGGGAACUGACUUCAUCGACUACGACUACAUCGCUGUGCAGUACCUGGUGGACUUCCAUGACCAGCACCUCCACGACGAGCACCUCCACUGACUUGGACACCGAUGCCGGAGUAGAAUUGGCUGAGGGGACUUCUUUGCCCUCUACUUCCUCAGUGCCUGGUCUCGGUUUACACCCAGCUUGGGCCCAAUCAACUACUGGGAUGAUGUGGACUACGACGAGCACAAGUAGCAUCCCACCUACUAUAACUUGGCCAACGGAUGUCGUCCGAGACGUGGUCAACGUGAAUGUCGUGCAUGGUGGACAAGGAGACAUCAUUGAGCUCCUUCGUCGGCUUCUGGCUCGUAUUCGUCGACUACGACAUCAAGAAAGAUUGCUUCUGGAGGCAAUGGAAGAGACCAUGACUUGGCUGCGAUCACCGGAGGGCAAUGUGAUGAUGAAUGUUGCAACAUUCGAGAGGAACAUUUUUUGA